ACAGUAUAUAUCUCUAGAAUUGGUUGAGACGACAUAAAUAGAUAGAAAUUUAAAGUUUACAAUUUGUGACUCAAUUUGGGUGAGGAAGACACUAACACAAGCCACUCGUGACUUGUCGCUUUUCUUUAUUUUUUUCCUUCUUGAAAUUCCAUUUUCGUCUCCGUCAUCUUCACGGCACAGAAAUAUACACAAAACCAAAAGCUUACUCAAUCUUUUGUUUCUCUCUCUUUCACAUGCCUUUGUUCUUACUCUUCCUCAAGACUCAAGUCUCGUCCUUUUCUCUAGGCCCUCUCACUCAGACUCAUCACACUCUCUCUCGGUGCAGAUAACGAACUUACACAACUCCGAAGCUCCUCCCUCCACAUCUCUCCGGUUAGUAGAUUUCACAAUUCAAUCAUGCAAUGCUCCACUUAGUUUCUACAUUGCUUCAAUGAUCUCUUUCCAUUACUCCCCAUAAAUCCUUUUCCAAUGAUUUGAAUCACGGGUUUGAAAGUUUAGCGGCGCAACUAUAUAUUUGAAUUAAAUGAAAGUUUCUUGUAAAGUUCUUAACGUUUUUGUACGUUUUCCAUCUUCUUCAGAUUUGUCGUUGGGUUCAUGUGUGUCAGUAUGUAUAAUUAAUUACUUAAAUUAGUCAACUACUAUGGAAUCUAGGUAGCUCCGACUUAUUUAUUUAUGUUUUGGUUUUCCAGAUCUGUUUUGGAGAACUGUGUAACAUCAUUAAGUUUGGCAGAGAAAAAUAAGUUGGUGUCAGUCCAUCUCUGAUCUUCUCUAACGGCUUUGGUUGGUUCUAUGGCGGAGAAACAACUUAACUUCGAUGCACCUCUUCUUUCAACAAGGAGGAUGAAAAAAUCUGCAAUCUCUGUACGCAGAAACAUGCCAAAGCAGCUCACUGAUGAGUCCAAGACAAGUGAAUCUCUUUCUGUUUCAGUUCUUGUCCAAGACAUGGGUUUAGAUCAGGUUCCGGAUUCUCCCUUGGAGAGUAAACAUGUAGAAGAAGAAGCAGAAGAGAGUGAAGAUGAUGAUGUUUUCUCUGAUGCCCUUGAUACAUUGUCUCUAAAGCAAAGCAUAAGUGGUGGUGGUGGUGUUGAGGCAAUGAAACCGUCAAUGCCAUCUGAGGAUCCUCAAUUCAUGUUGGAUCGUUUCUUACCUGCUGCGAAAUCCUUGACUCUGGAGCAACCACCUCAAUAUUCUUGGAAGCGACAGCCAUUGCCCCUCAUGUCAGAACCAAUGAGACAGAUUAGAGAUAUAGUACCAGCAGAGAAUCGUGCAACUCCUACAAGGUAUGAGUCUAGUUUUACUCCAUCUUAUUAUCAGGACAUAGAUGACGAAGAAAGCGAGGAGGAUUCAGAUGACGAUGAAGUUUCUGAGUAUCUUUCUAAGAGAGGCUGUGGUAUGAUGUCUCCACAAAUCUGCUUUAAAAACUCACUCGGUAUGCUGAGCUCAGUGAAUGGUCUUAAAGAGAAACCUUACUCUCUGAGAACCCCAAGCCAUGAUCAAGUGAAGUCAAGCAAGGUCGCUCAGCUCAAAUCUCGGUUCCAAUCUGUGAAAAAGCUCGCUCUUGAUUAUAAGCAAAAGUUGGGAAGUAUAGCUCAGUCUCCAGUACACCCAAGUGUUGGGAAGAAGUUUAACUUUGGUUCUGAACAACAUGAAUCGAAGAGUUCUGCAAGUAGGCCAUCAUCUCCUUACAGACAAAAUGGCUGUAUGUCACCGUAUCGCAGUGUAGGAAACAGUUCUCCUCUUCACGCUGCGGGUUUCCCUGGGACUCGUAAGGAAGCAGAGGUUAUGAGAGCUAACAGGUUGAACAAGCAUAUCAGAAACAUAAGCAAGUCUCACGAAUCACUCUAUCCAAAAAGUACAAAACAAGACUGUUCAACGAGCUCUGCCAUGGAGAAGACAUUAUAUGUUGACUCAGAGAAUUCUCCAAGGACCAGCAAUGAGAAUCGUAGCUCUAAUGUCAAGAAAUUGCCAGAAACAAUUUCAGAGGAACCUGAAAUGGAGGGAAAGAAACCGAAAGCCGUUCGCGAGCUUAAGGCUGUAGAAACUCUUAGUAUUAGCAGUGGAGUCAAGAUGAUGAAGGCAGAUGAGUUGGGAAAGAACAACAGUGGCUGUGAUCUAUCUCCACUUGCUCCGCCGCCACCCAAAAAGCCUUCCGAGUCUUGGCUUUUCAGUAAUCUGCCGUCAGUAAGCUCAAAGAUCCCUUCACCGAGAUACCUGUUUCAUCCCCAAAAAAAGAAUGUUGAAGAAAACUCCACAAGUGUUACCAAGUGGGAAACUAUAGUCAAGACUUCUUAUACGCACAGAGAUCAUAUACGCUAUUCUGAAGAACUCGUUGCUCAUUCAUCUUGCCAAUCAAAAACUUAGUGGUUUGAAGCUCCCUUGGGAUGGAUCAUCACGUUGAAUUACAAUUUCAUCGACGUAAGAAAACCGCAGUUUCUUUUGUGACCCUUAGAACACUUAACACGUAAUCCCUCAGAUUGAUUUACAUGUGUAGUUAUACUUUCAUAUCUGUGUGUUGCCUACUUAACUAAUAAGAAGAACAAUUGUUCCCAGUAAAUGCUAUGUUCAUAUUUCUAUCUAUACCCAAUUCAAACCCAAUUAACUGUUGGAAGUUUUUUCAAGCUAACUGUUUCCAUUCAG
Molecule: messenger RNA, 2637 nt
Organism: Arabidopsis thaliana (thale cress)
Lineage: Eukaryota; Viridiplantae; Streptophyta; Magnoliopsida; Brassicales; Brassicaceae
Exons: 3
Coding region: 790-2361 (523 amino acids)
Source: RefSeq, marked reviewed